Spirodela intermedia is the source of this 1367-nucleotide messenger RNA. NCBI's taxonomy places the organism in Eukaryota, Viridiplantae, Streptophyta, Magnoliopsida, Alismatales, Araceae. The record is from the annotation of a GenBank genome assembly.
AUGGCGCUGCAGAGCCCUCUCGGCACUGCGUUUUCUGCUCCACUGCUGAAAGGAGACGCCUCCGCUACUCCGGCGAGCUUGCCCGCGUUGAAAGCCGCACACAGGAACCGCCAGACUCGGAUAUUAUCCUCUUCAAAUCACAGCAAGCUGCUGCCGUCUUCCCGCCUGGUACGUUCCCCUCUCAUCGGAUCCGGAUUUUCGACGUGUUUUCCCAGUAAGAUAUUAUUGCCCGUGACGCCGUUUCUGAGAAAGGUUAGAGCUUCCAAGAUGGCCGGGGAGGUCGAGUUCUCCGGCAGCUCCUCGGACGAAGAGAGCGACGCAGCCACUGCCGGGGCCACGAGGGGGGCUGAUCCUUUCCUCAUGGAUGACGAAGAGAGACUAGAGUGGAGGAGGAAGAUCCGCCAGGUGAUCGAUGCAAUCCCAGAUGUCGAGGAGGAGGCUGACCAAGAGGAACGGGGGAGGAAGAUGCAGAGGCUCCUGGCGGAGUACCCGCUGGUGGUGGAAGAGGACGACCCCGACUGGCCCGAAGAUGCGGACGGCUGGGGUUUCAACUUCGACCAGUUCUUCAACAAGAUCACCAUCAAGAACGUGAAGAAGGACGACGACGAUGAGGAUUACGACAGCGACAAGGAGAUCGUCUGGCAGGACGACGAUUACAUAAAACCCAUCAGGGAUAUUAUAGCCGAGGAAUGGGAGGACAUGGUCUUCAAGGAUUUCAACCCCCUGGUCAUCCUCGUCCACAACAGAUACAAAAGGUUGGAUCUUCUGUCUCUUCUCCUUCCUCCACUCCUGCAACUUCUCGCCGUAUCUAGCAGAACCCGCCGCUCAGGGAUCUUCCAUGGCUUCCCUCCUCUUGACCCAGGCCUGGGGAAAACGAAAGGGCCCGUAGCGAGCUGGAGAGAGCGGUCCACAUGUUCUGGGAGAGUAGACUCCCCUCACCCAGGGUACAUAUUUCCUGCCGGAAUCUCCUCCGCCGCGCGUAUCGGUCCUGGAUUAUCACUAAUCUUCAUGGCGGUGGGCUUUUAUUUACAGUGCGCCGCUGUGGACGCCGUCGUCGAGCAAGAUCUAGCCUCGGCUCUGCGUGUCUCCAUCUUCCCGGAGAUCAUCUUCACGAAGGCGGGCAAGAUCCUUCAUCGCGACAAAGGUACGAGCAGCCCCUCUGCACCAUAUAUGUCUGAUCCUCGGUCGCUCCAUACUUUUGCAAUCCUCUUCAUCGCCGCCUUGGCCGCCCCUGAUCAGUGGUCCGGACGGCGGAUGAGUGGUCGAAGAUGAUGGCGUUCUUCUACUACAAGGCAUCCCGCCCGCCAUGGCUGGACAAGACCGCGGGCCAAAGUCAAGAGAAGAUCCCUUCCCUCCCAUCAGAAUAG